CUAGCGCGUCAGAGCGUCGCCAAGACACGCGCGCACGAGAGCAGACGACGGUGGAGUACGAUUUUGUUUUGACUCUGAGGUGCCAGCUCCGUGCAAUUAAAAGAUGCCAAGUUUACGGUUAUUGGGCAGUGUGUUGUGGACUAGUGCACGACCUGGGUUCCGCUUUAGGGUCAGUAGAUACCCCAUCAUGUGUUCAACUCAGUGCCGCGAGUACUCGGUAGAACGUCUCCAGAAGAGCUACGAAGACCAUAAAGCCUUAUGGGAGAGCAAAAAAUUACCAGAUAAUGUCAACCCUCGUUCAGUCUUUGCAAAUAAUGAACUGGACCUCCGAGAUAUUGAGGUGUAUGGAUUUGACUAUGAUUAUACGCUGGCCAAUUAUGAGUCAUCUGUGGAACACCUGAUAUAUGACCUAGGGAAAAAAGUGCUCAUAUCAAAAUACAGGUAUCCAGAUGAAAUCAAAGAUCUUCAGUACAAUCGUGAGUUUGCUGUUCGUGGCCUUCAUUAUGACAUAGAGCAUGGUCUCUUGAUGAAACUUGAUCAGUUUCAACAAAUACAGAUUGGCUCUAUCUAUCGUGGUCUCACGGUUCUUAGUUCUGAAGACGUUAUGAAUAUAUAUGGAAGUAGAUCUUUGCCCUUGUAUUAUGUUGAAGGACAUCUGAGAGGCAACAGCUGGGAACAGUGUCAUUCCAUGGGAAGCUGUUCGUGUGAUACAAAAAUGGCCCAUUUGGCAGAUCUAUUCUCCAUGCCUGAGAUGUGUCUUCUUAGCCAAGUUGCUCAGUUCUUCAGUGACAACAACAUUCCUUACCAUUCAGUUCCAUUGUUUAAUGAUGUGAAGGCAGCAAUUGGUAGCAUACACCCAGAGAUGCAUCGGAUUGUGAGCCGGAAUAUCAGUGAACACCUCAUCAAAGACCCAAAUCUUGUUACAUUUUUUGAAAGAUUGAAGACUACUGGAAAGGAAAUCUUCCUCAUAACAAAUAGUCCAUUCUACUUUGUAAAUGCUGGAAUGUCCUAUCUCCUCGGAGAGAACUGGAGGGAUUACUUUGACGUUGUUGUCGCAAAUGCAAAGAAACCAGCAUUCUUCACUGACAGCAUGCGACCAUUCAGAGAGCUUAAUGAAGAAAUACUCAUGCAGACUUGGGGACCUGUUGAUAAAUUAGAGAAGGGUAAAAUAUAUCUUGAGGGCAAUUUGAAGCAGUUACAACGAAUGAAAGAAUGGCAGGGUCAGCAUGUAUUGUACUUCGGAGAUCAUCCUUACAGUGAUCUGGCAGAUGUCUCUCUUAAUCAUGGUUGGAGGACAGGUGCUAUAAUAUGGGAAUUAGAUUACGAGAUUCAGUGCUUAAAUGCUGAAAGUUACAAAAAGAAGAGUGGAUGGCUGAUGAUUCUUCAAGGACUAAUUGAAAGUUGUCAAGACUUUGAAGAUGAGGCAUCACGAAAGAUUGUACAGCAGUGGGAAGAUGAACGGGAUCAACUCAGAAAGGAGACAAAGAAGCUCUUCAAUCCCCAUUUUGGAAGUGUCUUCAGGACCCAUGAUAAUCCAACGUAUUUCUCAAGGCGUCUCUUCCGUUUCGCUGACAUCUACACUUCACGUCUGUCUAAUCUCAAUGAUUAUUCUAUUAACCACACCUUUUAUCCCAGAAGAGGAGUUCUGCCUCAUGAGUAUAAAUCACUUUUUGUUUAAAUCUGUUGUGAAUUUUCAGUCUAGAUCUCAUUAAUCUUCGUAAUUACAGACGAAGCUGUUAUAGGAGCUGUAUUUGAGAAAAGGUUGAGAAAUAAAUCCAGUGUUUUUAAAAUGGUAAUACAUUAAUCUUGCUGGAUUAAAUAUUACCUGGUCUCAGUAUAUGUUUAAUAAACAGCUCUUUACAGUGAAUUAUAAACCUGAAAGAUCAUAUUUUUAAAACAGAGUAUAGUUUUAUAGAAGGAUUUUUACAAGUUCACAAAGUAAAUAUUUUUUAUUAUGUAUAUAUACAUAACACAAAGUAUUUAUAAAUACUGAAAGCUCUCAUGUUUUAUGCCAGUUAGUUGAAUCUUUUAAUGCGGUUCAAUACUGGUUUUUAAAUUAACUUUGCUUUAACUAAGAAUAUGUUUUCAUCUAGAGUCAUGUGACUGUGAUAAUCACUGAUCAGAAAAGUAUCCAUCAAAAACUGAGCAAUUAUAAACAUUUUCAUGUUGAAAGGUGCUAAGCUUUAGCAAUAAGUAGUACUUAGUGUCAGUAAGAAAAAUAAUUUUUUUUUUACUUUUGUAUAUGAGAACCAUUUUUUAAAAAUUGGUAAUUAAAUACGUAACAUUUUCCGAAACAUUUUCUAUAGACUUUUAGCUGUACGUACUUGUUUGUAAUUAUCAAGCAUAUUUUUGUCUUGUUUCUUUUACAGUAUAUUACUUAUUUUACCAGGUACAGUAUAGGUAACCAAAGUAUUUUACAAUGCUUGUCUUUGAGCUCACAAAAACUUAAAUUGUUUUUUUAUUGUUACAUAUUGUUGCAGUACAUAUAAAUGUUAUGACACAAUUUAUAUAUUGAAUGUAUACAUUUUUGGAAAUAAUGUAUUAUAUUUUAUUUCUUAAUUUCUUAUUUUUUUUAUGGUCUCUUUUCAUUCCUUGUAAAAUGUAGACAUGCAAUUGGUGUACUGCCUGAUAGAAGCAUAUUUUCUGUUUAUUUUCGUUAAACUAGUAGGUUUAAUGUUCAUUUUGAACAAGAAAAUAAAACUAAUUAUGGCUACAUGUUGUAAAAAAACAGCAAAAAUAAUUAGGAAAAAAAAUCUGCUAAGUACUUUUCAUUAUUUAAUUCUUUGGUCUGAGCUGUGUACAACUAACACAAGUCAAAAACAAAGCUAGUUCUGUGAGAGUAGAAUUUUACCUUGCUGGUCUGGCCAAACUACUUGCAUUAUCUUACAGGUAGAGAAUAGUUAGGUAAUCUAGUGGUAGUAAAAAUAUAGCAAUUUGUUUCAAUUACUGAAGCUAUCAUCUGUAGUUUUUAAUGAUAGUCAUAAAAAUUUGUUAUAUUGUGGGAUGUUUAUUAUUUAUAUUGGAUGAAGUAAAUUAAUAAAUCUGUUUCAGUGGUUCAAGUUAGAAAGUAGAGCAGUCUUUAGUUCCAUGUAUCAACAUGUAAAUUUUUUUUCUGAGCAUAAUCAUAUGUUACUGAAGUAUAAGUGUUCACAUAUAUUGAAUUAUAUUUAUAAUUUUUUAUUAGUCAGUUAAUUGUAUUAGUUUGAAAAGGCUUUGUACACAGAUUUUCAAGUGUUUUAUAACACUGAAAAAUAGUCUUUUAGUUUUCAGCGGGUACAUUUUUUUUUUAAUUGACUUUUUUAGUUUUUUUUUUCUUUCUUUUACUAAAGUUCAAGCCAUGAAAUUGAAAUGGAGUGUGUUGAUUAGUUCCUUUGUUGCACAGGAAUUUAGAAGCUAGUGAUAGGCAUAGAGCAUGUGGCAUGACCUUUUCAGAAUGUAAUGAAUAAAACCUUAUCAAAAGAAUUGUUGUGUUCUAUGAUAUAUUUAAGAAUUGCAGUUCACAGUUUUGUUAAUAUUUUCUAUUUCAUUGAAUUUUAUAAUGAUUAUUUGUUACAGUAUUUUGAAGUAAGCAAUACUGCAUAAGAAUUUUAGGAGUUAUGAAAUGCCUAACCAUUCAAUUUGCUAACCAAGUAAGAUAUGUUAAAAUACAUAUUGCCCUUA
This is a messenger RNA of Macrobrachium nipponense, 3660 nucleotides long. RefSeq names its product 5'-nucleotidase domain-containing protein 3-like (gene Nt5c). The record is from RefSeq and is a predicted model, not a curated record. Gene Ontology annotation, molecular function: 5'-nucleotidase activity. The transcript has 10 exons. Bases 104 to 1678 code for a protein of 524 amino acids. Lineage: Eukaryota; Metazoa; Arthropoda; Malacostraca; Decapoda; Palaemonidae.